AGCAAAUCAACGUUGAUUAAUUUAUAAGUGUAUAAAAAAUAACAUGAAUACAUUGCAUCUAAGCGAAUUGAUCAGCAGCUGGGAUAUAAGCACAACCGAAAAAGUUGAUGAGGGUCUCAAACGCAUUGCAGCAAAGGAAGCUGAAGUUAAUGCCAGACUUGAAGCCGUAUUGUCCAAGCAAUGCCAAGUUGAGGCAAAAUUAAGUGGCAUCGGUCGAGCGAUGGCCACAUUGCUAACCGUGGAGAAUGAUUCAAAUAAGUUAAAUUUGCAAAUUGUGAACACCGCUCAACUGGCCGAAUCCGUAAGCGCAAAAGUGCGAAGAUUGGAUUUGGCUCGAUGUCGUGCCUCCGAGUGUCAGCAGCGUGUCCACGAUCUCAUCGAUCUGCAGCUGUGCAGUCAGGGCGUUGUCAAGGCCAUCAAUGAGGAGGAUUACGAGAAGGGGGCGGGCCAUAUCGCUCGCUUUCUUGCAAUGGAUCAGCAGCUAUUGCAGCGCACCGCAGAUGAUGUCCAAGGCUCGAUCACGUCGGUCAGCGAUGCUGUACGCACCCUGGAAGAUGCCACCGAAAAGAUGCGAGAGCUGAUCUCAAAACGAUUCGAUGAGGCUGUCCAGCACGAUGAUUUGGCUUCGGUUGAGCGAUUUUUCAAAAUAUUCCCAUUGGUUGGCUGCCAUCGCAUCGGCAUUGAGAAAUUCUGUGGCUACAUUUGCCAGAAGCUGUCAGCGAAGGCGCAAAAGGAGCUGCGCAACACGCAGGACAUUGCCAAAGCCGAGCGACGAAUGCAUUUGGCCUUUGCAGAUCGCCUCACUGCGAUAUUGGAAAACUUUGCACGGGUCGUUGAAGUAAAUCAGCCUAUUAUUGAAGCAUUUUAUGGUCAAGAGUGCACAUCAUUGCUAGAUAUGGUAACCAUAUUGCAAAGGGAAUGCGAUCUGGAAGUUAAAAAUCUGCUGCUUGAGUUCAACAAGCAUCGCCAAAUUCAGUAUCGCAUCAAGCAGGUGAACGACAGCGCUCAGCGGUCCGGUGGAGCUGGUGGCGCCAACAACAGCAUUCAGUCAACAUUGGGACAUUAUCGAAAACCGUCUGGCGGCUCUAUUGACAAACUGAAUCCGAAGGAUAUUGAUGCCAUAAUUGCCGAAAUUACGGUCAUGCACUCGAGAAUCGAGUUGUACUUUCGAUUUAUGCGCCGCCGAUUGCAGACUAAUGCCGAGACUUAUCUGCAAGACAAGGAUGCCCAAAAGAAUAUACAAAGUGAUUAUGAGCGGGUUGUGAAGCAGUGCGACUUGAGUCGUCAAAUGCAGGAAAUUCUAAGCACAUAUUUAUUAUUUGAAAGAUAUUUCAUGGAGGAGAGCGUAAUGAAAGCCAUUGGACUCGACACUUAUGAGGCUGGGCAGCAAUGCUCGUCAAUGGUCGAUGAUGUUUUCUUCAUAUUGCGCAAAUCGAUCAGACGUUCCCUGACAACACAAUCAAUUAAUGGUACCUGUGCAGUAAUCAACAAUGUAGCCUCAUGCCUGGAUGGUGAUUUUGUGACUGCACUCAAGGCACCACUAAAAAGUGGGUAUCCAUCAGGUUAUAUUGAUUUGGCGCAGGCCUACAACGCCAUACAGACGAGCCUGCAGCAGGGCAAAUUACAUUCGAGUGAUGCGGAUCGCGUUCGCACCAAUUUCAUAGUGCAGUUGAAUAAUGCCGAUAUGUCCACGGAAUAUAUUGAAACCCUGUGGCAGACCAUGGAGCAAGAGAUCGCCGGCACUUUUCCCAGCAUUAGCCCGGUUGAGCGACAUCUGCUGGAUGGCUGCCUGACUGAGCUGAAAACGGUUCUCGAUGCGCUGAAGGCAACCGUUGACUUUGGCAUACAGCAACUAAGGUCCAGUGCGAUUAGGCCACGCCUGAAUCCCUGGGUUGAUGAAUUCCUCAACUAUAGUCACCACUUAACAGAGGAAGAACUGUCCACUUACGAAGCUGGAGAGACAUUUGUUCAGUAUUUCAUUGUGCAAUUGGAUGGGCUUUUGAAUUCCUUCAAAAAUGCUUUAAGUCCCCGCAAUUAUGAUGCGCUUGUCAGCAUUUUGGCUACAGAAGUGACCAAUCGCUUGGAGCGUGCGAUUAAAAAGAGCACAUUUAAUCGGCUUGGCGGUCUGGUUCUGGAUCAGGAAGUGCGUGCCCUUGGCACUUAUCUCACGGGAGCCACAUCGUGGUCUGUCCGUGAUAAGAUGACUCGUCUUUCGCAAAUUGCUACGCUUUUAAAUUUGGAUAAAGUUUCGGAAUUAUCCGAGUAUUGGAAUCCCGAGAAUAAUACCGAAAUGCCAUCUUGGCGGCUGACACCCAACGAAGUGCGAACCAUUUUCACAUUAAGAAUCGAUUUCCGCAUGGAGGACAUUAAACGUUUACAGCUUUAAGCUACAAACGUUAUUAUGUGCUAUGUCCUGAAAAUUAUGAUGAUUCGUUGGCUUUCUUUUUCUCGGCACUAAACCAACGAUUAUAAUCCAAUCUUAAUAAAAGCUGCGACAGCGGUCCAAAACUUGA
Messenger RNA from Drosophila grimshawi, 2513 nucleotides. It is a transcript of the gene Cog4, whose product is annotated as conserved oligomeric Golgi complex subunit 4. The transcript has 8 exons. The record is from RefSeq and is a predicted model, not a curated record. Lineage: Eukaryota; Metazoa; Arthropoda; Insecta; Diptera; Drosophilidae. The coding region runs from base 44 to 2386 and encodes 780 amino acids.